AUGAUAGGGGGCGGAGAGCUGUCGGCUUCGUCGAAAUCGGAUUCCGUUGGUUUCUUGUUCGACGAGCUCUCAUUGCGCGCUACAUCCGGACGCUUCCGUUGCAUCGUGAUGGGUGCGCAGGAGAAGGAGGAAGAAUUGAAAAAGAAAGAUGAUUCCCCUCCGCCUUAUGAUUUCGCCUAUGCACUGAGAUUUAAUGACGAGGCAUUACGAAGACUGUACAGUCACCAAAGUAUUCGAGAAGCGGUUUAUCAACAUAGUCCUCAGUUUGCGCGCUCCAUUGAAGCCUACCUGGAAAAACGCUUUGGCCCGAACAAAUGA
Messenger RNA from Gongylonema pulchrum, 318 nucleotides. Lineage: Eukaryota; Metazoa; Nematoda; Chromadorea; Rhabditida; Gongylonematidae. The record is from the annotation of a GenBank genome assembly.